Messenger RNA from Drosophila grimshawi, 4423 nucleotides. RefSeq names its product sterol regulatory element-binding protein 1 (gene SREBP). The coding region runs from base 298 to 3849 and encodes 1183 amino acids. Gene Ontology annotation, biological process: regulation of transcription by RNA polymerase II. Gene Ontology annotation, molecular function: DNA-binding transcription factor activity, RNA polymerase II-specific; RNA polymerase II cis-regulatory region sequence-specific DNA binding; protein dimerization activity. Gene Ontology annotation, cellular component: nucleus. The record is from RefSeq and is a predicted model, not a curated record. The transcript has 7 exons. Lineage: Eukaryota; Metazoa; Arthropoda; Insecta; Diptera; Drosophilidae.
AAUCGAUAUGUCGUAUAUAUCGAUACAUUGAGUCAGUGCUUAAUUACUGUUGCUUCAUAUGAGUGUUUAUCUCACUAAGAAGCCCGUUUAAAAUUUGAUUGAUUUAGAAAAACCAACCAUACGAAACGUUUGCAAGAUGCGACGGUGUUAGUGUGCGUGUGUGUGUGAUGAACUGCAAUACAUUUGUGGCCGUUAACAAUUAUGGCCGAUCACAAGUUAGAAACAACAACAAAAUAGUGCUUAUUAAAAAGAAGUCAAAAGAAGUCAAUUCAACACGCCAGCUAAAAAUUAUAGACAAUGGACAUUGAUCCUGCAUCAUUGGACAUGGAAUUCAUCUCCAGCACAAUGGGCGACACGCUGGAGAUGUGGAAGGAGGAGGAGGAUGCGCUCAAUAUAAUCAAGGAGAUGAUACCAUCGGAUAUGUUAAAUAAUUUCCUCAAUGAAAUGGAUUUGGAUCUGGAUAUGAAUAGUUCGCCGCCACUGCUCGAAUGUGCCAUGGACAUGCAACAGCAGCAGCAGCAACAGCAACAGCAACAAUUGCAACCACAACAACAACAGCUUGUUAAAAGUGAGCAUGCUUCGCCGGUGCACAUCAAGGAGGAGCUGCAUCAACAACAACAACAGCAGCAGCAGCCAAAUCUCUUCGAUUCCCCAUUGUACAAACCGGAUCCGCUGAUUGCCUCCAAUGCGACUGGUGGUGGCUUCAAUGCUCAGGCAUUGCCAACCACAACCAUUCACCACAUGGACACCAGUCAGCGGCUGCCCACCGCUUCACCAGCAGCAGCCACUCUCUAUGCGCUGGCGACGAACAACAAUGAUUUUGUGUAUCAGCUGCCAACAGCAGCUGAAACAUCCUCAACGCCACCAACAGCCACAGCUCCAACUCCAAGUAAUACCAAAGCGACGCCUCAUUACGCUAGCAAGAAGAUGCCCGCAAUGAUGCAGAGUUUCAUACUACAGGCACCAGUUAAUCCGACGGCAACCACAACGCUCAUGUAUACCACAAAUAAUGCCACCAUACUGACAGCUACGCCCAUGCCGGUGCUGCUCGAGACAAUAACAACGGCGACGACGGCGCCGGCGGCGAGUGUGAGGGUUAGUCCGAGUCCCAAGUCAACGCCCAAGACAACGCCCGUGGAGCUGGCACCGACACCAGCUCCGAUAGCUGCUGGUCCACAAUCUGCACCAACAGCUGUUGCCCCGGCGGCCAAAGUGGCCAUUCAGCGAGUGCAACCCAAGGUGAAGGAAGUAAAGCGUUCGGCACACAAUGCCAUCGAGCGUCGCUAUCGCACCUCGAUCAAUGACAAGAUCACUGAGCUCAAGAAUCUCGUCGUUGGAGAUGCAGCCAAGCUGAAUAAGUCGGCCGUGUUGCGCAAGUCGAUUGACAAGAUACGCGAUUUGCAGCGCCAGAACUAUGAGCUCAAAUCGGAGCUGCAGCGGCUGCAAAGCGAGUUUAUGACACGCGACGGUUCCAAGGUUAAGGAUCUACUCCAACUGGGUAGCAACGCAGUAACAAUGACAACAACGAGUGUUGCGUCGUCCAAGAAGCGUCGUCAUCAAUCGAUCCUUUGCGAUACGGAUGCAGCUUUAACGCCGCCACGCAGCGAUGUCUCGGAUCCGUCGUUGUCGCCGCUGCACUCGGAUAUAUCGUUGCCACCGUCGCCAUACGGUGGCUCCAAUACCAGCUGCAGCAGUCACGGCAGCAGCAGCAAGGACGAAUUGUUGGUGGUGCCCAGCUCGAGACGUGGCAUGGCCACCCAUUCCCGUUUGGCACUGUGCAUGUUCAUGUUUGCCGUGCUCGCCGUUAAUCCCUUCAAGAUGCUGCUCCAGCGCAGUCACUUUGGCAGCGAUCUGAGCGAUUUUGGUGAUGCUGAUACGCUAGGCGGCGAGAUGAGUCGUCAACGGCGCAGCAUCCUGGCCUACGAUGAUGAUACGGAAUACACGGGCUGGCAGCACAGCUCGGGGCUGUGGUUAUUGAAUUUAUCACUGAUGCUGGGCUGUUUGAUUAAGCUGCUGGUGUACGGUGAUCCCCAGUUGGAUACCCAAACGGAUGCCUACUAUCAGCACAAGCAGCGAGCCGAAUCGCAUUUCGCUCAGGGUCAAUCGUCGCUAGCCUACGCCGGCUAUCUGAAUUGUCUGCACAUGUACGGCUUGAGUUUGCCCGCCUCCCGCUUGGAGUGUCAUCUGCAAACGUUUUGGCAAUUCCUGCGCUUUCUCUUCCAUCGCCUCUGGCUGGGUCGUGUGCUCUCCCGCCGGGCCGGCGGACUCUUUUGCAGCGCCGAGACACGCAAGCGGGCCCUUGCCUCGGCCCGUGAGCUCGCCUUGCUCUACAAUCGGUUGAAUCAAUUGCAUCUGACUGGGGAUCGAAGCAAUGAUCGCAAUGGGAUUAUGCUCGUGCUCUGUGCCAGCAACAUGGCUGAGGUAGCUCAUAAUUUGUUGACGCCACGCGAGACGAUCUGUGUGAAUGUAAUGGCCGCGUUGCGCAUGAAACGCAGUGCACCGAAAUGGCUGCAACAGCUCUGUGCCCGCUACUAUAUGAGUCGAGCUCGCCAGGAAUGCGGACGCACUCGAGCCGCCGAGCAGACGCAGGAUCUGCGCUGGGCCUUCACUAGUUAUGGGUAUGGUUAUUUUGCUGCGCAUGUUUUCAACUAUGCUGAGCAGAGUGCCGGCGAACAGGAUGGUUUCUUUACACGACUACGCAAUCCCUGCGAUCCGGCGGCGCAUGCCAUUAAGCAAUAUCGCGAGCAUCUGCUUCACAAGGCGAUUCAGUGUCUGGUUGGCGCCGGUUCACACAAGUCCAGUAACAAUAACAAAUCUGCACCCAGCCACAACAGCAACAAAAAUAGCAACAGCAACAACAAUAAUAGCAACAGUUCUGGCAGCGAAUCGGAACAAUUGCAAAAUCAGCACAGCGGCACAAUUGUUAGCAAUGUGCUGAAAUAUACGUCUCUGUUGCGCGAUACGCUGUGGGCCGAUGAGGAUAAGGAGCGCGACAUAAACGUGGUGUGGUGGGCAAAUGUCCUGGAGAUAGCCGUACAUUGGCUGCUCGGCGAGGAUACGCUGGCGGAGAAAUUGUACGACAGCAUCAAACAGCUGCCGGCUCAAUUGCAGCACAGCAGCGACAACGAUCAUCUGCCCAAGGCAUUGCACGCGGUGCUGCGCGCCAAGAUGAUAUUGCUCAUGAGCAAUGGCAACACAACGCUGGACAAACGUCUGAAGCAUUCAAUUAAUCGUCUGUGCGAUGAGUCCAGUGGCCAGUUGCAGGAAUGCCUCACUGUCAAUCGCAUAACCAAUGCCAAGGGCAUUAAACUGCUGUUCCAGUUGCUCACCUGCGAUUGGUUGCUGGAGACGCGCACCGCCUUGUGGGAGCUGGAGCACAUGGGCAUAGAGGAUGAUGGUUACUAUCAGGUGGCCGGCGAUGUGCUCGAAAAGUUCCAAACCGAUUUAAAUUCAUUGCGCAGCAUUGUCGAAAAUAUUCCGAACGCACAAUCGCGCAUCUAUUUGUAUGAGGCCGUUUGUCGUUUGAUGGCCGGCGCCUCGCCGUGUCCCACGCAGCAGCUGCUGGACAGGAGUCUGCGCUCGCCCAACGCCCAUUCGUCAAUCUUCUGCGGCAGCAAGGAUCGACGCCAUCAGAAUUACGAGGGUGGCGAACGGGAGCGUGCGGCUGCCAUGUAUGUGGCAUGUAAAUAUUUGCCGCCGGCUCUAUUGAGUUCGCCCGGUGAACGGGCUGGUCUCCUGGCGGAGGCAGCCAAAACGCUGGAGAAAGUGGGCGAUAAGCGUAAGCUGAAGGAAUGCUAUCAGCUGAUGAAGUCUCUGGGCAGCGGCGGGCUUGCCACCGUCAAGGCUUGAUUCAAAUAUAAAUAAGUUAAUCUAACCAGAAGAACAUGUUCCCACGCUUGGAGUGCACGCAUAAAUUGAUUAAAUAGACGCGGCACGCAUCCAAGGCACUUGGCACCCCCAAACAGACCGCCUACGCUUUAUACCUGCUAUAUAAUUUCUGUUUAGUUUGUAAUUUAUUGUAAUGCACAUUUAAUGCAUCUGGAAAAUUGUUUAAACAAGUUGUUUACAUACACAAUGAUUGUGGUUACCAUACAUAUAUUUAUUUCAAUAAAUAUUUCAAAAGUUCAAAGUCCUUAAAAAAUGGCUAUGCAUGCAGUUAAUAUCUCAAAUAAUCGUUUGGCUAGGGAUGGCUAAUAAAAUGUCGCUUAUAUCAAAUUAGCUUGACUAGGGAUUUUGAAAUAAAUGUUACUUAUAAGCGGAAGUCACAAAAUUGCAUAUAAUUUGGUAUCGGUAACAAUAUAGAAAAUAUUUUAAGUGUUUUUCAUUUAACACGUAAUUUGUCUCUAUAUAUAGUUGAAAGACUACCUUGCUACUUAACGUUGCGUUAUACUUAAUUACCUUUAUAAAAUGCGACCGACAAAAA